Molecule: messenger RNA, 798 nt
Organism: Seminavis robusta
Lineage: Eukaryota; Bacillariophyta; Bacillariophyceae; Naviculales; Naviculaceae
Source: the annotation of a GenBank genome assembly
AUGGCACGUUUUUCGCACUACCACCAUUUGUUUCUUUUGUUUCUAGUACUGGCUGUCACUGCUGGGCCCAUUUGGGGACAAGAGGGCAACACAGAUGACAGUGUCCACUAUGUGAAAUUUGAAGUGCAGCUGGAUGCCGACACCACCGACUCGUUUACCGUGCAAGUGAACAACAAGUGGGCUCCGUUGGGUGCUGCCCGCUUUUUGGAGUUGGUCGACCUUCCCUUCUUUGCACAAGUGCGCUUCUUUCGCGUCUUGACGGGAUUUGUGGCGCAAUUUGGAAUUUCGGGCGACCCCGCCGUAAGCGCCGUAUGGCGUGACAAGACUAUUGCGGAUGAACCCGUGAUUGCGUCCAAUGUCCGUGGCAGUCUCACGUUUGCCAAGGGUGGACCCAAUAGUCGGACGACACAGAUCUUUGUCAAUUUGGAAGACAAUGUGCGAUUGGAUGAUAUGGGGUUUUCACCCUUUGCUCAAGUCGUUUCCGAGCGAGAUAUGAAAGUGGUGGAGAAACUCUAUGCGGGUUAUGGGGAAGGGGCACCCAGUGGGAAUGGACCCGACCAAAGUCGGAUUCAGUUUGAAGGAAAUGCCUAUUUGGAGAGUGACUUUCCUUUGUUGUCGUAUAUUUUGUCCGCCAAGCGAGUGGAGAAACCGGCUGAUGUAUCAUCGGAAAAGGAAACAGUCCAACAACUCUCGAGUGGUAGUGCCCCAAGUGGAAAAUCGUGGAACACGGGUAGGAAUAUCCGUGAGCUGACAACUAUGUUUGCCGCAGGAGCGAUUCCAGCCCUCUUCUUCCUGUAA